AUGCCUCGAAUGUCGCCCGAGCUGCUGUUGGCCACCCACUCGUACCUCAAUCCGCUCUCCGAUCGCGAGCUCGAUCUGCGCGGCUACCAGAUCCCUGCGAUCGAAAACCUGGGGGUCACUAAAGACUCGCUAGACACAAUAGAUUUAACGGACAAUUCGAUCCGAUCACUAAUAAAUUUCCCGAAAAUGAGUCGGCUGAAGCACCUAUACCUUUCGAACAAUCCGAUCAGCUUCAUCUCGCCGAAGCUACCAGAAGCAUUACCGAACCUGACCUCCUUAGUGCUCAGUCAUUGUAGUCUGAGCACCUUCAACCAGUUGUUCUUGGUCCUCAAACAGUUUAACCGGCUCGAAUUCUUGGUCUUGACUGGCAAUCCGGUCUCGAAAGUCAAGCUUUAUCGCGAUUGGUGUAUCUUUAAUUGUCCGAAACUUCGCAUCUUGGAUUUCAAGCGGGUCAAGGAUAAAGAGCGCAAGACGGCGACAGAAUUGUUCUAUGAUCCGGUCACGAAGGGGCCGACGGGGCUAGCGACCGCACUAUCGGUAUCGGAGGCAGUAGAAGGAGAAGGCGGCGACGAGAUGGCCAUAAGUUCGAGCAAGCGAUCGAACGACAAGGUGGUCGAGCCGGGGCACGCGGGCCGAACACUGACGGCAGAGGAAAGACAGCGGAUCAAGCGGUCGAUCGAGGAGGCCACUUCGGUCGAAGAGGUCCGGCGGCUCAAGCGCAUGCUCGAACAAGGCUUCAUUCCUCGCGACGAUCGGAAACCGACUACUACUACGACCACCACCAACGCACCCAGUACUACUUGA
This is a messenger RNA of Puccinia triticina, 804 nucleotides long. RefSeq lists its product as uncharacterized. Gene Ontology annotation, molecular function: U2 snRNA binding; protein binding. Gene Ontology annotation, cellular component: U2 snRNP. The record is from RefSeq and is a predicted model, not a curated record. Gene Ontology annotation, biological process: mRNA splicing, via spliceosome. The transcript is spliced from 3 exons. Bases 1 to 804 code for a protein of 267 amino acids. Lineage: Eukaryota; Fungi; Basidiomycota; Pucciniomycetes; Pucciniales; Pucciniaceae.